UGAAUAUAGCCGUGUAAACAAUCUAUAAAUCGGCGAUAUUACACAUGCAUGCCUCAGUUGAGCAAAGUGGCAUCAAUGAGAUCAAAUGUAAACAACAACUGACAUUUGACAAUUGGGUUUGAUGUUUUGUUUUUAAAUUUUCAGCGCACCGCGCCACCCAAUUUUGCACUUUUUCAAACAAAGUCAAUAUAUUUAUAUAAAAAUGGGUGAUAUUAUAAAUAAUAUGGAAGUUUUUAAAAAGCUGGACUUUGACUCUUCCAAUCAGUGGAUAUUCUACGAUGAACGUUUCCACAAAUUCUUUGAUUUCUUUGCAAAUAAUAUUACGGAUUCAAAUAUUCUAUUGGAGACUGAGAUUUUGGAUCACGAAGAAUAUGUGAAGCGCAAUGAGUAUUUGGGAGCGGUGGAAAGGAAGCCACGUCUGGAUGAUUUGGAAAAGGAAUAUAUGGGAUUGUUUUCGCACACCAAGGAUGAGGUGGAUAAUUUGCAACAGGACUAUGACAUUAUGGAAAUGGCAUACAACGAUUACAAUACUAUGGUGGAGGAUAUGAGAGAAACAAAACAUCUUUUAAAUUGUGAAUUUAGCCGCUUGGAAGAGCGUUUUAAUACGUUGAAAAACAAAGAAAAAGACUUAUUGUCACAAUGCCAGGCAAAGGCCAAACAACUGGAAGACAUGGAAAUGGAAAAUCAUAAAAAAUGUGAAGAGGUCUUGAAGACAUUUUCAAAAAUGCAAUCCCCACCUUUGUUCAUGCACCAGCUGCCUUUGGAUCAAUACUUUUUGAAGUGUGAAUCAUUUACCCAAUACUUUUCCCUUUAUAUUAAGGAAAAUUUCAAAAUCCAAGAAUUUAUCGAACUCGAAACAAGUCUAACAGAAAACCAAGAAACGAUCGAGAAAUUGGGGAAAUUAAAGAAAGGCAUUGAACAAUAUACUCUAGCCUAUGUAAUGGAAAAGGCCAAAAGUCAUGCCCUGAGAUGUGCCAUUGAUGCCUUGAAUCUCACACAAAUCCAUGUCAUCAGUCUUUCCGAUAUGGAAAGAGAAACUCAUGAAUUGGCUCAGGCCAAAUCUCGUUUGGAAAUUGCCCAUCAAACGUUAAUGGUUGAUCUACAACACCAGGUGCAGCAGAAGGCUCAACAAACUGUCGAGUUGAUACUCUAUGAAAAUACAAAACAAAAAUUGGAGAGGGCACUAAAACGCCACGAAAAUGAUCGUAAUCUUAGAAAAAUUAUUUCCGAAGCAUUGUCUAAUGCUGAGCUAAUAUGGAUGACCAUACAAAUGGAUAUGGAAAAGAAACGUAAUCGUUUCGACAAUACAGAACAAUUAACCAGUGAUUCACAACGCUGUGCCAUGCGUAUACAAUAUAUGAAAAAUUCCCAAUCUCAAGGUUUAACAACUGAAUUUAUCCAGCAACUGAGCCAAAUGUUGGCUCAACAUUUGCAACAGCAGCUACGUUGUGAGGUGAAGGCAUGCCUCUAUGAGUAUGAAAAGUUUAAACGUUUAAUGGCUUAUGCACUACAAGGAUUAUUGAAUCGUAAACCAUAUUCUUCGGCCAUGGAAAAGUUUAAAGAAAUUAAUCGCAUUGAAAGCAUUUUACGUCCUUUUGUUUAUGACAGUCCGGUUAAUGCCCCCAUGUUUGAAAAUGUCCACUAUUUAAGACCAAUUUUUAAUGUUAAAACUCAACAAUAUCGUAUCGAGAAACAUUUAAGGCAAUUACGUACAGAAUUUCAUGAGAAUGUAACCGAACGUUUGGAAAAGGACAAAUUGUGGCGUUAUAGCCAAUUGCUGUGGAUCUGGUUUUUAACCGAGCCGCGUCGUGUCUUACAUGCCAUUGAAGAAGCCAAAAAGGCAGCCGCAAAAGUUCCCCAAAUGACUGGCAUUAAAACCUUGGGUGGCAUAAAACGUAAAUAAAAUCGAUAAAAGAAAGCAAAAAUGGAAAUGCAAUUUUAAUUAAAUAUUUAUAUUAUUACUACAAUUCUUAAAAUCUUCCGGUUUAUAAUUGUUAAGACUAGUGUUCAAUUGUUUAAGUCUAAAAAUAAAGAAUAUUUAAAAUGACUUUAGCUAACAGCAAGUAAUCAAA
Messenger RNA from Musca domestica (house fly), 2072 nucleotides. RefSeq names its product augmin complex subunit dgt3. Lineage: Eukaryota; Metazoa; Arthropoda; Insecta; Diptera; Muscidae. The transcript has 7 exons. The coding region runs from base 203 to 1903 and encodes 566 amino acids. The record is from RefSeq and is a predicted model, not a curated record.